AUGGGCCCCUGUACCGCCUCCUCAUGCUGCUGCCAGGCCCCUAAUCUGCCAUGGGCCCCUGUACCGCCUCCUCAUGCUGCUGCCAGGUCCAGAGUGUCUCUCAUGGGUCCCUGUACGGCCUCCCAUUGCUGCUGCUCUCCAUCGCCACACUCUGCCAUGUGCCACUUUCAGGUCUCCUCACACUGCUGGUGUGUUUCAAUUUUUUGACAUAGGGUGCUGGCAGAUUACGGGCCUCCCAUAGCUGCUGCCAGGCCCCUAAUCUGCCAUGGGCCCCUGUACCGCCUCCUCAUGCUGCUGCCAGGUCCACAGUCCCUGUACGGCCUCAUGCCAUGUGCCACUUUCAGGUCUCCUCACACUGCUGGUGUGUUCAUUUUUUGUCAUAGGGUGCUGGCAGAUUACGGGCCUCCCAUAGCUGCUGCCAG
Molecule: messenger RNA, 422 nt
Organism: Staurois parvus
Lineage: Eukaryota; Metazoa; Chordata; Amphibia; Anura; Ranidae
Source: the annotation of a GenBank genome assembly